This is a messenger RNA of Amoebophrya sp. A25, 6202 nucleotides long. NCBI's taxonomy places the organism in Eukaryota, Dinophyceae, Syndiniales, Amoebophryaceae. The record is from the annotation of a GenBank genome assembly.
AGAAGCAAGUAUUUUGUCUCAACACCGAAAACAAAAUUGGUCGCCAUAAGCACUCCAUAAUCCUCAGGUGAAAGAACAAAAAAUACUUUUGCAACCUCGCUGACUCUGCGUACUGUAACUUUGUUUAUUCCGUGUACUACGUACGGCGUCCUCCGACAGAAACGUGCGUAGUUUGAAAAAAGUCGGACGCGCGUCGUCUUAAGUGUAAAAGAACCAGAAUAGCAGAAGAAAUGCCUGUCGAGAAGCGAGACAAAUCCAUAUGCGCUUCGGACAGUUUAAAGGCAAAUAUCCUUGCUGUCAUGGCGAGUCCGCAGGUGGUUGCUGAAUGAACUAGAUCAGCAAAUUCUUGCCGAGGCGGUCCGAGGGCUGCACCUGCAGUGACAAGGGGUCGGCGUACGCGCCACGUUCGUGUCGAUGAUUGCGGAGAAGCCGGGGCUCGGAGCUGAGGGCACCAGCUCGUCGGCGACAGACAAUGCGCCUCAUCAGAAUGUUGGUUUGAUAAGGAGCGGCCUUGGUGGAACGUCGUCAAGGUCCGCGUCCUCGGAAAGUGACGCGGGUGGUUCGUCCUUAGUGGUAUCCCAGCGACCUUCAACGAAGCAGAUGAUUGAUGUUUCCAACUGGGUGGAGGUCAUCGGAUUAGGGUGUGGCCAACUGAAGAUCUUUCACUGCAUUGGCGGUGUGUGGCUGAGUGAUGGCGCCGAACUCCUGCUGCUAUCAGCAUUAAUCCGUGCCGUAUCACUUGAGUGGGAAUUCACUGCAAGCGAGCGCGGUUCCGUGGUAGGUGUUGUUUUUAUCGGCGUGCUUAUAGGAAACUUGCUUUCCGGCACGAUAGGCGACGCCAUCGGGAGGAAGCCGGUUCCGCUUCUGGGCUUCGCAAUGAUUUUUUUCUUCUCCCUUCUCUCCGUAUUCGCUUGGGAUUUCUAUUCGCUCGUCUGCACUCGCUUUGGCGUCGGUGUGGCCUUUGGUACUCCCUUUGAGUACACUUUGAAACUUUGUCGUCUCAACAGAUGGGCCAUUGACUUUGUUCUUGUAUCUUGCAUCGAAGCAGUGUGGAGGUACAGGCUUGUAUUCUUACAGACAGACUCUCCAAGCAAAUAUACUUAAAAAAAACGGUGUUUGAAUGGGCUGCAUUGUAUUUCGCCGAAUUCAAAUUAUACUUACAACUACAAUGGAUUCUUCUCUAGGAUACUUAAAUCUUUUACUUACGACGACGAUAGACUUGGAACUCAAUAAUUUGACGACAAACUGUAUUACUUAGUUUUCUUUCAGGUAUCGGUCAGCCGUCUGGCAUCUCGUUGGCGAAUGAGAUGAUGCCAGCCCAUAUGCGAAUAUUGUUGCCAUGCAUGGCAACAGUAUACUUCGUCAGCGGAGAGCUAUUUGCGAUUGUCCUCAUCUGCUUCGAUGACAUCGACAUGCAAAAUCUCAACUGGAGGUAUAUCAAUGCUGCUGGGUAGUUCUCUUUCAACUUCGAUCUUAUCGUUAUCCCACAAAUACUCCAUUUUUUGUCCAUGUCUUUUGAGGCAUGAAUGACGGAUUGCAACCACUACGACCCUCGUCUUAAUAUCUUCCUUCUCAGGUGGUUGAUUCUGAUGGGUUCACUUCCGAGUGUUUUGUUCUUCAUCUAUGGGUUGUUCACGAUCCCAGAAUCGCCCGCCUGGUUGCAAGUCCGUGGACGACGACUGGAGGCUGAGAAGAUAUUGCAGUGGUUGCGUUUGAGUAACUUCACGAGCAGAGGGACGGUAUUGUCCCGUCGCGAGGAUGUGGCCAGUUCUAUUGCAGCAUUGCACGAUAUUGAUAUCUCUUUACCGGAGCAGUUGGCGUUGAAAACCAAAUCGACGCAUGCCUACGUAGCUCUGCCCACUGCGCAGCCCGAACAAGAUCUCGACAGCAACAGCGUUGCAAUUGCGCCGGGGACGAUGAGUUCAUCUGCUGCUGAUUAUAGUCUUUCGCCGCCUACUGGUGGAGUAUUUCACUCACGCUCUGAAGUUCUCAACGCUGUUGCUGGUACUUCUAACGAAGCGCUGGCGGACAUAAGUGAAAAGGAUUUGUCUGCACUGCAGCGGCUGCCGAAAAAUUCGGUGUGGACGAUGCCCAUCGUGCUGAAAGAUGAACCUGCGCCAAGGAUUCAUUCAACGAGCAGAGCAGUAAGCGCAGACGUGCCCUUAUUUAGCCCAACGGUCGCGGCCACAACGAGGAAUGUGCUAUCGGCGACACAGACGACCGCUGCGGAAUCUAACAACGGGCCCGGUACCGAGAGGGGCGAAAACGCUGUUUUAGGAUCUACCCUAGAGGACAUUGGGGAUACAGGUGGAGUGGACUCGGGCUUGGCGAACAAAUCUUUGACGACCACGGGGCAGAAGAAAUUGAUGCUUGCUGGCAGUCCGUUACAUGCCGACCACGCUGCUGACAUCAUCAACACCACUGUUGAUGUAGCGGAGAAAGAGGUAGAGUCACAGAGUGUGUUCCAGCGGUAUGCCACCGUUGUCUCGCCGCCGUACACUUUAACCACAUUUUUUCUUAUCUGGUCACUGUUUACUUGCAAUGUGGUCUUUUAUGGCGGCCUCUACGUUUUCCCGCAAGUCCUUGCCGACAUGGGAGCUACGCUGACCAUUCGUCCCGCUUUCAGUCUGCUCUUCGCCGCUCUCUUCGAAAUUGUUGGUACUCUCUUAUAGUUCUACUAGCAGCAGCACACAGACACAGAUACACACACUGCCUCGUUGUACUUCUACACUUACAAGUCAUCUCCUGUUUGAGACCUUUGAUUUCGGGCAAGGUCUUACAUUUUUUCGUUUGCUCUACCAGGUUCAAUAUUCGCAUUUAUGGUCGGGACAACGGUGUUGCGGAAGGCUGCCCUGGGCAUUUGGCUCUCCACUGGCAUGUUUUGCAUUCUUGUGUUUAUUGCUGGCGCACCAGCCCUCGAGGUGAAGCCAGUGGGGAAGAUAGCGCCACAUGGCCACAGCAUGAUAGGAAAACAGCGACAAAAGACAGUGGAGCCGCCCAUUCCGAUGUCGAUAUCAGCAGCACGACAGGUAGCUGAACUUGAAGGCGAUUCUGUUGUUGAUGACGACGAAAUGGAGAACAUGACAAUGGCUGACGAAGAUGAGCGCGAGGGAGUGCUAGACGCAAGAGCAGAAGGAGCUACUGCUACGAAGUCCUCAGAUGAGUACGAUGACGACGAAGUCGAGGACGUUGAAGAGAGGCACCGUAACAAUGACGAGGGAUCACAGUUCUCCAGCGAGGACGGAGAUCAUGAGCCAGAUGAUCACGACUCUAUCAUUGAACGGGCGCAUGAUCAUUUGGAGGAUGAUGGACUGGGAAGUAAUGCCGACGUCAAGAGCCGAGUGCAACGCAAUAAGCAUGGGCGUAGUCAUCAACAUGAAAUUCCGCAAGAUCAUCAAAGAACAAGAGAGGACGGACGAGAUGAAAACGACCAGCACGGAGCCGGUGGACGAACCACAACUGGGCUCCAUGGGCACAAGACUGAGAAGAAGAUACAUGCACACAACGCAGCUGCAAAGAAGCAGCAAAGCCUCCUGACUUUUCAGUCUACGGGAUUUGGUCCAGCACUGAUUACAAUGCACGAACACGAGCAAAGACAUCGGGACAAUUACAAAGUCCACCACUCUCGAGUUCGACGAGUGGAGAAGUCCCCUGCUAGAGGCUUUUCACUCAUACAAGCGGAUGAAGAGGAGAAUCGAGAUGACGAGAAUUUGGAAGAAAUUGUGUUUAUGUCGUCCUCGGAAGAGGAGCUCUCACCGGAACUAGCAGAAGCGGACGAACUCUCACGACGAGCAGUAGUGUCUGAGCGCCCCGAGCGCUUUUUGCGAUCUUCCAAAUUGUCAAGCAAAACACGGGUUGAAUUUGAAGAAGCUGAGGGACCGAGUUCAUCAUUUCUCCAGGUAGACCUGGAAAACGAGGGGAAGCCGAAGCAACUGGGAUCUUCUGAUUCCGAAUCAAAUCGUAAGCGUAACUCAGAACAUCAGCAGGAUCAGAGUAAUAGCCAAAGGGGGAGAACGCGAGUAGAAGUGCGGAUGCUUCGGGGGCACGGUGGUGGACACGGGCAUGCACAACGUCAGACUGUAGCUAAGGUGGACAAGCGUAAGCACGAGGACGAACACGGCAAAUCAGGUGUAGUGCAGCUCGAUUCAUCAGCUUCUGAUCAGGCGUCGGCAUCGACGAAUUCGCAAGAAGGGAAAGUACAUUCAAACCACGGACAUGGCCGCGCAGCCCAUGCUGCACGUGCAAGCGCUAGUGGAAAAGAUACUAGUCAUGACGGCGUCCGAUUCCACAUGAGUGUUAGUACUUCGAAGAAACUGGUGGAUUAUGACCAUGACAAUGCUGCCUCGCUCAAUUUCUUUGGUAAAAAGACAAAAACUAGCGCAUCUGGAACCGAGAGGCGGACUGAUGCAGCUUCCACUUCCAGUACGGAACAUGUGUUCAAGAAAACCGGAAAGGGGGGCCACCGCGGUUCUGGAUCGGCUUCAUACCAGCCACGCAAACAGCGAAAAACAAGCGAACAGCAGCUGCAUACAUCCCCAGAAAGCGUCCGGCACAAGCAGGCGCCGCAUGCCCCACACGGACACGGGGAGAGCAGACAUAAGAACUUUAUCAGUAGCAUUGCAAUCAGCACUAGUUCAACUUCGGGCUCACCUACUUCGUCGAGGACUAAAAGACAAGAUGGCAUGCUCAAUGUUGACAAAGAUGGUCUUAGUAGCACACAUACUCACGAAGAACGUGAACGCCAUAGCUUGAAAAACUCUAGCGGGCAGCGUUCUUCGAAAAAAGUAGAGAGCAGCAUGUUUGGUGUUAGUGUCAACGAAGGUCGUGGAAAGGUCAGUCAAGAACAAAGUACAACCACUUCUUCCGUGGAAGAAGAAGAACCUUCAACAAGUUCAACCGCGGAAGCCGUCUCGUCUAAACCAUCUACUUCUAGGGCGCAACAUCAUCACCAGAACUCGCGAAAUACGACGUUGUUUAACCCGAGCAUUUCCCUGGCCGACGACUCUCCACACGUGAAGAAAAGUAAGAGCAGCAGCAAGACUUCGUCUGAGCAGACGGAGCCAUCAUUAGAGGCCCUGAGUAGACCUAGACGAGAGAGGACUGGCCGAGCGAGGAGAGCUGCAGCAGCACGAAGUCGUGGAGAGACUGCGAGCACGGCUCAGUUGCAUAAGCUAGAAUCACGCAGCGGGACUAGACGGCGAGUAGAAGAGAUUAGUACCAUGUCUGCAGAGGCAGAGGAAGCGGAGGAAAUCGCGGCUUCCUUUGCUGCGACACACUCGAAGUUACUAGAAGUAUUCAUGUACAUAGGUCUCUUCGGACAGAAGGUGUGUGUGAUAAUGGGGUUUUCGUUUGCGACACUCUACGCGAUGGAGACCUACCCAACGAAAGUGCGCGCGACGGGUACAGCCGUGGCUGUUGGCAGUGGUCGCUGUGGGGCGAUUUUUGCGCCUCUGAUCUACGAACGUUUGACGGAGGCCACCGGGACACACGUCUUGUUCUUCUUCUUCGUGGUCGGGCUCAUGUUCGUGAACCUUCUGUUGCUUUUGUUCCUUCCGCUAAGAGAAACUAGCGGAUUGCCACUUCAAGACGUAGACCAUUUUCCGAGUAGUGGAGGCACGAGAAUGUUUUUUGAGCUCUUUGCCAGAAAAACACCUGACGGGAAACCUCUGCCGCUCGCGUCAGAUGUUGAAGAUGAGGACCGAAGGCAACGAGAACUGCCUCCGCCUCCAAUAAUGUAGUAAACUUGUCACAGCAGAACUGCUUCGCUCUUCCAUCUUUGGCUCACUUUGUCUCUCUCUACUUGUCGUCGUUUGGUUUUCACAUUUAAAUGCUAAGGUAAAACAUGUGUAGUUUACGCCAACCCUGAGAAGUGCUGCGUAGCAGAGAACGACGAGUAGGUGUAUAACUACUUAGCGUAGAUUUAACAUUGAUUUUUUUUGCUUCUUGUGCAGAACUGAAGAGUUUCGAGUGUGCAUAGAUGCUGGAUAGCUUCACAUAUUAGAACAUGCGUAUCGGUAUCAACAUGAUGUUAUGCAUCUUGCCUAACAUGGUCGCCGAAAAUGAAAUUCAAAUUCUUCACACAUACUGAAACUAUAUUGUGCAUGACUUCGAAAGGAACAAGAACUUCCUACGUCGUUAAACCAUCAGUCACCAUGAAAAGAAAUGCAACACUGUAGUAGACCAGCAGAAGGUGUACAACGAG